AUGUGCGCUCAGUUGGGAAAACUAAUAUAUGUCCUGUUCAUUGCGUUUUUGCGAUUGUGCAUAAGGAUGGCAGCGGUUCGGUUUCGGUUCGGAUAUCCGCGGUUUUUGGUUCUGCGGUUUUCGGUUUUGGUUCCAAAUUUCACCCACGGUUUUGCGGUUUCGGGUACCCGAAAGUCUUCGGUUUUGGUGCGGAUCCUAUAUUUCGCCCGUGGUGCUCCGUUGGGUGCCCAAAAUAGACGGCCCAUCAAAAAGCCCACCAAAAACCCUAGCUAUAUAAGUGGAAAUUUCCUCUGCCUCUUAUCCUCUCCCGUGCCUGCGUGA
Molecule: messenger RNA, 321 nt
Organism: Striga asiatica
Lineage: Eukaryota; Viridiplantae; Streptophyta; Magnoliopsida; Lamiales; Orobanchaceae
Source: the annotation of a GenBank genome assembly